Lindgomyces ingoldianus is the source of this 1161-nucleotide messenger RNA. Its product is annotated as DUF1767-domain-containing protein. The transcript has a single exon. Gene Ontology annotation, biological process: resolution of meiotic recombination intermediates; double-strand break repair via homologous recombination. The coding region runs from base 133 to 831 and encodes 232 amino acids. The record is from RefSeq and is a predicted model, not a curated record. NCBI's taxonomy places the organism in Eukaryota, Fungi, Ascomycota, Dothideomycetes, Pleosporales, Lindgomycetaceae. Gene Ontology annotation, cellular component: RecQ family helicase-topoisomerase III complex; nuclear body.
CUUCACACUACCUUCACCACUACCUUCACCACUACCUUCACCACUACCUUCACCCUUACAAAUUCUUGCCGUCUCAAGAUAUGAUGCCUAAUUCACUUUUAUGACUAGAUGGUGUCUGUAAUUCCCGCCUGAAUGGCGAACGCCCUCCUCGUUGAGGUCACACAGCACCUCCACUCUCGCCAUCUCCACCCCUCCCCGCAAUGGCUGCAAACCUUCAUCUCGGGCACGCGUCCCAACACCCCCCUCCCAGCCCUCAAAUCGACCGCCCUUUUCCGUCUCCUCGCAACCGACAUUGCCUCCACCCUCCUCCCCCCGCCCACCGCUCUCUUCCCUUCGGACAUCGCCAACGCCCGCAUCCAGUCUCGGCACCUCCAUGGCCCUCUCGUCUGCCAGGUCCUCGAUAUUGAAGACAUCGGCCAUUCGCGCUGGUCGCAGGUUGAGGCUAUUGAGUUGAAAGAACGUGGCGAGACGACGAAGGGAAGGGAGAUUGUGCGGGUUGCGCCCGGCGAGAAUGAUGCAACGGGGGACGCUGGCGAGACACCGGCGGUGGCGAGUAAGGGGCCUUUUAAGUUACUGCUACAGGAUGCCAAAGGAGCGAAAGUGUAUGCAUUUGAUUUUAGAGGGAUGGAGGGGCUGAAUACAGACAUGAAUAUUGGCCUGAAGCUUGUGUUGAGAAAUGUUGAGGUUCGGAGAGCUGUUGUAAUGCUCGAACCUGGUGGUGUUCAGGUGCUUGGUGGGAAGAUUGAGGCGCUGGAUAAGGCGUGGAAAGAGGGGAGGAAGGAGAGGCUGAUGGCUGCUGCGAGGGCUGGGAGAGAGGAGAAUGCCCGCUGAUGCCAGACAUUAUAAGGGAACAAUGUCCUUCGCAGUUAGUUAGUCAUUUUUCCACCAUCUGGCAACUGAGCCAAACAGGAACACAUGAUCGAAUCCCUGUGACCCCACGUUGCGUUGCCGAUACUGCUGAGCUUGGCUUGCACGCUGAAAUGCUAUCCAUCCCUCCGGUGGAGUCUCAGGCCGUAGUCACGGUUGAGUUCGAACAACUACUCCUAAUUCCUUAGUUAGAGGAAGAUGGUCUGUGGUUAAUGUCAUAUGAUGUAAAAGUAGUCCUUGGUAGAAGAUUCGUUUUGGGCUUAUAGGUUUCGUCCCGGGGAACGCCUCGUUUUG